CAUCGAUAAAAGCCUCUCCUACCUUCUUCCUUCCAACUAGGAUAACACAACCUGGGGCUUUUUAGAAAUCUCUAGAACCCGUACCAGUCUUCUAUUCUCGCUCUCCAAGGAGCAGACCGAUUUUUUUUCAAAUAAGUCGGUUAAUUUCAAGUGAAGAUGAGUGUGGUUGGGUUCGACUUUGGUAAUGAGAGUUGCAUUGUUGCUGUUGCAAGACAAAGAGGGAUUGAUGUUGUGCUAAAUGAUGAAUCAAAGCGUGAAACACCAGCUAUUGUUUGCUUUGGGGAAAAGCAGCGAUUCAUUGGUACUGCUGGUGCUGCAUCUACUAUGAUGAACCCCAAGAACUCAAUUUCUCAGAUAAAGCGGUUAAUAGGCCACCAGUUCUCAGAUCCUGAGUUGCAAAGGGAUCUCAAGUCCUUGCCUUUCAACGUCACUGAAGGCCCCGAUGGAUAUCCAUUGAUUCAUGCCCGUUAUUUGGGUGAAAUGAGAACAUUUACCCCAACCCAAGUUCUGGGGAUGGUUUUUUCAAACCUGAAAGGCAUAGCUGAGAAGAAUCUGAAUGCGGCAGUGGUGGACUGCUGCAUUGGAAUUCCUGUUUAUUUUACCGAUCUUCAAAGAAGAGCUGUAUUAGAUGCAGCCACAAUUGCAGGGCUGCACCCCCUUCGCUUGAUUCAUGAAACUACUGCAACAGCACUGGCUUAUGGUAUUUACAAGACUGAUUUACCUGAGAAUGAGCAAUUAAAUGUUGCCUUUGUUGACAUUGGACAUGCAAGCAUGCAAGUGUGCAUUGCUGGUUUUAAGAAGGGCCAGCUGAAGAUACUGUCCCACUCAUUUGACCGGUCUUUGGGUGGGAGGGAUUUUGAUGAAGUUCUAUUUCAGCAUUUUGCUGCAAAAUUCAAGGAAGAAUACAAGAUUGAUGUUUUCCAGAAUGCAAGGGCAUGUCUAAGGCUUCGUGCUGCCUGUGAGAAGCUGAAGAAGGUCCUCAGUGCCAAUCCAGAGGCUCCUCUGGGCAUUGAGUGCUUGAUGGAUGAGAAGGAUGUUAGAGGUUUUAUUAAGAGGGAGGAGUUCGAACAGAUCAGCAUCCCAAUAUUGGAACGCGUGAAGAGGCCAUUGGAGAAGGCUCUUCAAGAUGCUGGGCUCGCUGUUGAAGAUGUUCACGUGGUUGAGGUGGUUGGCUCAGCCUCUCGUGUUCCUGCCAUCAUCAAGAUUUUGACAGAGUUCUUUGGUAAGGAGCCUAGGCGUACAAUGAAUGCAAGUGAGUGUGUGGCAAGAGGCUCUGCCUUGCAAUGUGCCAUUCUUAGCCCAACCUUCAAAGUACGAGAGUUUCAGGUCAAUGAGAGCUUUCCUUUCUCGAUUUCUCUGUCAUGGAAAGGAUCAGCUCCAGAUGGUCAGAAUGGAGGAGCUGAACAGCAACAAUUGGUCUUCCCAAAGGGAAAUCCAAUACCAAGUAUCAAGGCUGUUACAUUCCAUAAGACGAGCACAUUCACCAUUGAUGUUCAAUAUGCUGAUUUGAGUGAAUUGCAAGCACCUGCAAAAAUAAGUUCAUACACGAUUGGUCCUUUCCCAACUACAAGCAGUGAAAAGCCAAAACUGAAGGUCAAAGUUCGCCUGAAUCUGCAUGGGAUUGUAUCUGUUGAGUCAGCAACACUCUUAGAAGAGGAAGAAGUUGAAGUUCCAGUCUCAAAAGAGCCAGCUAAGGAAGGUUCAACAAUGGAGACUGAUGAAGCUCCAAGUGAUGCUGCUCCUCCAAGCACCAAUGAGGGUGAUGUUAACAUGCAAGAUGCUAAGCCAGCAGCUGAUGCACCAGGGAUUGAAAAUGGUGUUCCUGAGUCUGAUGAAAAGCCUGUGCAAAUGGAGACUGACAGCAAGGUUGAAGCUCCAAAGAAAAAGGUGAAGAAAACAAAUGUCACUCUGUCAGAGUUGGUUUAUGGUGCACUAUCACCUGGAGAUUUGCAAAAGGCAGUUGAGAAGGAGUUUGAAAUGGCUUUGCAAGAUAGGGUUAUGGAAGAAACUAAGGACAAGAAAAAUGCUGUUGAGGCUUAUGUAUAUGACAUGAGGAAUAAGCUAAGUGACAAAUAUCACGAAUUUGUCAUACCUCAGGAGAAGGAAGAGUUUAUGGCUAAGCUUCAGGAAGUGGAGGAUUGGCUAUAUGAAGAUGGUGAAGAUGAAACCAAAGGCGUCUACAUUGCUAAGCUUGAGGAGCUUAAGAAGCAAGGUGAUCCCAUUGAACAGCGUUACAAGGAGUACUCUGAGAGGGGAUCUGUCAUUGAUCAGCUUGUUUAUUGCAUCAACAGUUAUAGAGAGGCAGCCAUGUCAAAUGAUCCCAAAUUUGAUCACAUUGAGCUGGCUGAAAAGCAAAAGGUGUUGAAUGAGUGUGUGGAGGCUGAGGCCUGGUUAAGAGAGAAAAAGCAGCAGCAGGAUCAACUUCCCAAGCAUGCCAUGCCAGUUCUCUUGUCAGCUGAUGUGAGAAGAAAGGCUGAAGCAUUGGACAGGUUUUGCCGUCCUAUAAUGACAAAACCAAAGCCAGCCAAACCAGCAACGCCUGAAACACCUGCAACCCCACCUCCGCAGGGAAGCGAGGCGCAGCAGCAGGGUACAGAUGCUAAUGCCAAUGCUAGCCCCAAUGCCAGUGAGAAUGUGCCAGCGGGCAGUGAUGAUGUACCUCCUGCUUCGGUGGAACCAAUGGAAACUGACAAGUCGGAAACUACUAGUGCCGCAUAAUUCAUUACACGUUGGAAUGGUUUGUCAUGGCAUGCUGUUAAAAAUAUUGUUCCUAUGUAUACGAACUAUUUUUAGAGAGAGCCUGAGAUCAACUCCCUGGCAGGCUGACAUGAGAGGCUACGCUGUUUGGGUACUUAAACGGUUAUUUUCAAUUUGUAAAGCCUAUUGUUUUGGGUUGUCUGCCAAACUUUUAUUAAGGGUGUCUCUAGGGUUUGGGUUUUCACAAGAGGUCCUUUAGGAGAAAAUACCGCUAGGGUUCCUCGCCAACAUUUUUCGGUUGGUUAGGAAACCGAAUUUUACUCUGAAAGAUUUGAAGUGUUUAUGUCAUUUAUUUUAGUUGGAUUUUCUCUAUUUGAAUUCGAAUCUACUUCAAUUAAUGCUCGCUUUGUAU
Molecule: messenger RNA, 3109 nt
Organism: Rubroshorea leprosula
Lineage: Eukaryota; Viridiplantae; Streptophyta; Magnoliopsida; Malvales; Dipterocarpaceae
Source: the annotation of a GenBank genome assembly